UGAGCUGACUUGUCAUCUCUUUCUUCGCAUUCUCUGUCUCUCUCUAAACACGAGAAAUGUUUGAACCGACUUCUCAACGGGGGCAAGAAAUAGCAUCUGUCAGCCCAAAACCCUAGAAAAUGCAAAUCCAUAAAUACCCCCCUCACUCAUCCUCCUCUCACCAUACAAAGUAGAAAUGAAAUGAACAAUUCUACUCUACCCUAGAAGAAUAUCAGAAAACAACCAAGCACGCUUAAAAAAGCAAAAUUACUCUCUGAUCGCCUUCUCAGAUUCCUUUCUUUUCCGCUCCAGAGCUCUAAUCCGGUACGUUCCUUACCUUCUCCCCAAAUCCUUCUCUCUCCCUCUUUAUCUCUCUAGAUUAAUCUUCUUGUUUGGCAUCUCUGCUUUCGAAUCUCUCACAAAUGACGCUUUUAUUGACAAGGUUAGGGUUAGGGUUUAUAGUUUUAGCACCGAUCGUUUUUUUAUUGUUCUAUGAGAGAUCUUCCGAUCUUGAUUUCUCCAAUAUAUUUAUGAUACUGAUCGUAUCGAUGGGGUUUUGUGGCGUUUUCAGCAGUUUGUUGCACUAUAUGCUUCCUAGAAAGAGACCGGUCGAAGGAGAGGUUGAGGUUGUAGACGCUGACGACAGUAGUGACAGAGAAAACUUCUUCAAGAAACAUCGAUCCGGUUGUUUGAUUGCUUCAUCCGCCAAAACCACCACCAUGGCCAACGACAACAAGAAGAGCGGCGAAGUCAAUAACAGCAGUGGCAGCAUCAUCGGUAACAGCAACACCACUAAUCACACCGGCGGCAGUAGCGUGCCUUUCGAGGACGGCAAUCCGCAGGACAUCGAUGAGGAUCUGCACAGCCGGCAGCUUGCGGUCUACGGCCGUGAGACGAUGAGGCGGCUUUUCGCAUCAAACAUUCUUAUCUCAGGGAUGCAAGGUCUUGGCGCCGAAAUCGCAAAGAACCUCGUGCUUGCUGGUGUCAAGUCCGUUACAUUGCAUGAUGAAGGAAAAGUGGAGUUGAUGGAUUUGUCCAGCAAUUUCCUCUUCUCAGAGAGUGAUGUUGGAAAGAACAGGGCACUUGCUUCUGUCCAAAAGCUUCAAGAGCUUAACAAUGCUGUGGUCAUUUCUACCUUACCUACAAUAUCGACCAAAGAACAGCUUUCUGGUUUCCAGGCUGUGGUUUUUACUGAUAUCAACUUAGAGAGAGCCAUUGAGUUCAAUGAUUACUGUCAUAGUCAUCAGCCUCCUAUUGCAUUCAUCAAGACUGAAGUUAGAGGCCUUUUUGGUAGUGUGUUCUGUGAUUUUGGCCCUGAGUUUACGGUAUUUGAUGUUGAUGGUGAGGAACCACACACGGGUAUUAUCGCGUCUGUCAGUAAUGACAACCCUGCUCUUGUAUCCGCCGUUGAUGAUGAAAGGCUGGAGUUUCAGGAUGGGGAUCUUGUCGUGUUCUCCGAAAUCCAUGGAAUGACAGAACUUAAUGAUGGAAAACCAAGAAAGAUAGUUAGUGCAAGGCCCUACUCUUUCACUCUUGAUGAGGACACCACAAAAUUUGGCAUGUAUGAGAAAGGUGGUAUUGUCACACAGGUUAAACAACCCAAAAUUUUGAACUUUAAGCCAUUGAGAGAAGCACUCAGUGAUCCUGGCGACUUUCUUCUUAGUGAUUUCUCCAAGUUUGACCGGCCACCUCUCUUGCAUGUGGCAUUCCAAGCAUUGGAUAAGUUUAUAUCUGAAUUGGGACGCUUCCCUGUUGCUGGUUCUGAAGAUGAUGCUCAGAAGUUGAUAUCUAUAGCAAGUAACUUUAAUGAGAGCUUGGGAGAUGGCAAACUGGAAGAUAUAAACCCCAAACUUUUGCGGCACUUUGCCUUUGGUUCCCGGGCAGUUCUGAAUCCCAUGGCUGCAAUGUUCGGUGGUAUUGUAGGGCAGGAGGUUAUGAAGGCAUGCUCUGGAAAGUUCCAUCCACUCUUUCAGUUCUUCUACUUUGACUCAAUCGAGUCACUUCCUACGGAACCACUGGAACCCAAUGAGUUCAGACCAUUGAAUAGCCGCUAUGAUGCACAGAUUUCAGUUUUUGGGUCCCAACUCCAGAAGAAACUGGAGGAUGCUCAAGUGUUUGUUGUUGGUUCUGGUGCACUAGGUUGUGAGUUCUUGAAGAAUUUAGCUUUGAUGGGAGUUUCAUGCAAUGGCCAGGGGAAGCUAACAAUCACUGAUGAUGAUGUUAUUGAAAAGAGCAACCUCAGUAGGCAGUUCCUCUUUCGUGAUUGGAACAUUGGGCAGGCCAAAUCCACGGUUGCUGCUUCUGCUGCUACAGCUAUAAAUUCUCGUCUCCAUAUCGAAGCUUUGCAAAAUCGUGUUGGCCCUGAAACUGAAAAUGUGUUUGAUGAUGCCUUCUGGGAGAAUCUUGGUGUUGUUAUAAAUGCCCUGGACAAUGUCAAUGCCAGGCUGUAUGUUGAUCAGAGAUGCUUGUAUUUCCAGAAGCCACUUCUUGAGUCAGGAACCCUUGGUGCCAAGUGCAACACUCAAAUGGUCAUUCCUCACCUGACGGAGAACUAUGGUGCCUCAAGAGAUCCGCCAGAGAAACAAGCACCCAUGUGCACUGUGCACUCAUUUCCCCACAACAUUGACCACUGCUUGACAUGGGCUCGAUCAGAAUUUGAGGGCUUGCUUGAAAAAGUACCAGCUGAAGUGAAUGCAUAUCUUUCCAAUCCAAGUGAAUAUACAUCUGCGAUGAGGAAUGCGGGUGAUGCUCAGGCCAGGGAAAAUUUGGAACGUGUUAUUGAGUGCCUCGACAAAGAAAGAUGUGAAACAUUCCAGGACUGCAUUACCUGGGCCCGUAUAAGGUUUGAAGACUACUUUGCCAACCGUGUGAAGCAGUUGAUAUUUACUUUUCCUGAAGAUGCUGCGACCAGUACUGGGGCUCCAUUUUGGUCAGCCCCCAAACGCUUCCCCCGUCCAUUGCAAUUCACUACAGGUGAUUCCAGUCAUCUCCAUUGUAUUAUGGCAGGUUCCAUACUUCGGGCAGAGACAUUUGGCAUCCCAAUUCCUGACUGGGCCAAGAACCCUAAGAUGUGGGCUGAAGCUGUCGAUAAAGUGAUGGUCCCUGAAUUCCAACCAAGGGAAGGCGUUAAAAUUGUGACUGACGAAAAGGCUACCAGCCUUUCGGCUGCAUCUAUAGAUGAUGCAGCAGUCAUCAAAGAACUUAUCAUGAAGCUAGAGCAGUGUCGGAAGAAUCUGCCGUCAGGGUUCAUGAUGAAGCCAAUUCAGUUUGAGAAGGAUGACGAUACAAACUAUCAUAUGGACCUGAUAGCUGGGCUUGCUAACAUGAGGGCCAGGAAUUAUAGUAUUCCUGAAGUAGAUAAGCUGAAAGCCAAAUUUAUUGCUGGAAGGAUUAUCCCUGCCAUUGCAACAGCUACAGCAAUGGCCACAGGUCUGGUCUGCCUGGAGUUGUACAAGGUUCUGAAUGGGGGUCACAAACUGGAGGACUACCGAAACACAUUUGCCAACCUAGCACUUCCUCUGUUCUCGAUGGCUGAGCCUGUUCCACCCAAAAUUAUCAAGCACCGGGAUAUGAGCUGGACUGUGUGGGAUAGAUGGAUUGUUAAAGACAAUCCUACAUUGAGGGAUCUUCUCCAAUGGCUUCAAAAGAAGGGGUUAAAUGCCUAUAGUAUUUCAUGCGGAAGUUGCCUGCUCUACAAUAGCAUGUUCCCUCGGCACAAAGAUCGGAUGGACAAGAAGGUGGUUGAUUUGGCUAGGGAAGUGGCAAAGGUUGAACUGCCACCAUACCGUCACCACUUGGAUCUUGUUGUGGCAUGUGAGGAUGAUGAAGAUAAUGACAUUGACAUACCUCAGAUGUCCAUUUACUUCCGUUAGCUUUUAUGGAGCAUCUUUAUAGCUUUGUUAACAGAGGCUUUACGACAGUAACACUUCGUUUGCAUGGUCUUUUGAUUAUGCUGUUCGGUCCAUUAUGAGCCACACAAAUGGAUAUUUUUCAUAUCAAUAUUACAUUUCAUAGAUGUCGUAUUUCUAUUUCAUUACAAUGCUUUCGAGUACAUGCAGAUUUCUAUUGUUGCAUUAAGCAUAUACUACCUUGUUUGAUAAAAGUACCAUGUUUAAACAACUGUGUGUGGAACUUGUAGAUGGUAUAUUAUUUGUAUCUCAUCUUGGCUUGAAUUGUCAAAUCUUAUUGCAAGAA
This is a messenger RNA of Cornus florida, 4173 nucleotides long. RefSeq names its product ubiquitin-activating enzyme E1 1-like. The record is from RefSeq and is a predicted model, not a curated record. The coding region runs from base 402 to 3851 and encodes 1149 amino acids. Gene Ontology annotation, cellular component: cytoplasm; SUMO activating enzyme complex. NCBI's taxonomy places the organism in Eukaryota, Viridiplantae, Streptophyta, Magnoliopsida, Cornales, Cornaceae. The transcript has 6 exons. Gene Ontology annotation, biological process: protein sumoylation. Gene Ontology annotation, molecular function: SUMO activating enzyme activity.